Gavia stellata (red-throated loon) is the source of this 3730-nucleotide messenger RNA. It is a transcript of the gene SNX14, whose product is annotated as sorting nexin 14. The transcript has 29 exons. Gene Ontology annotation, cellular component: late endosome. Gene Ontology annotation, biological process: autophagosome maturation. Lineage: Eukaryota; Metazoa; Chordata; Aves; Gaviiformes; Gaviidae. The coding region runs from base 127 to 2811 and encodes 894 amino acids. Gene Ontology annotation, molecular function: phosphatidylinositol-3,5-bisphosphate binding. The record is from RefSeq and is a predicted model, not a curated record.
CUGCGGCAGCGGCUGCGGGGCGCCGAGGUGCUGCGGGAGACCUGCCGGCAGUACCCGCUCUUUUGCUGCCUCCUCCUGGGGCUGGGCGCCGCCACCCUCCUCCUCAACCGGUAUCUUCACGUUUUAAUGAUCUUCUGGUCAUUUGUGGCUGGUGUCGUCACCUUCUACUGUUCGUUGGGACCGGAUUCCCUCUUGCCCAAUAUUCUUUUUACAAUAAAAUAUAAACCCAAGCAAUUAGAAUUGCCGGAGCUAUUUCCCCAUGGUCACAGUUGUGCUGUAUGUGGCAAGGUCAAAUGCAAGAGGCACAGACCUACUUUGCUUUUGGAAAACUAUCAGCCAUGGCUGGAUCUGAAAGUGCCUUCCAAGGUUGAUGCAUCACUCUCGGAGGUGCUUGAGUUGGUGCUGGAAAACUUCAUUUAUCCAUGGUACAGAAAUAUUACUGACGAUGAAUCCUCAGUGGAUGAACUGAGAGGCACACUGCGGUUUUUUGCAUCUGUAUUAGUUCGGAGAAUUCACAAGGUGGAUAUUCCAACUGUUGUAACAAAGAAGAUGCUCAAGGCAGCAAUGAAACACAUCGAAGUGAUAGCCAAGGCCAGGCAGAAAGUAAAAAAUGCAGAAUUUCUACAGCAAGCUGCUUUAGAAGAAUAUGGACCAGAACUCCAUGUUGCUUUGAGAAGCCGAAGAGAUGAACUUCACUACUUAAGAAAACUUACUGAACUUCUUUUUCCUUAUAUUUUGCCCCCAAAGUCAACAGAGUGCAGAUCUCUGGCUCUUCUGAUAAGAGAGAUUCUGCCUGGUUCCGUUUUCCUUCCCUCAAUGGAUUUCUUAGCUGAUCCUGAUACUGUCAACCAUUUGCUGCUGAUCUUCAUUGAUGAUAGUCCACCUGAGAAAGCAACUGAACCUAGUUCUUCAUUGGUUCCAUUCCUUCAGAAAUUUGCAGAGCCAAGAAACAAAAAACCAUCUGUCCUGAAACUGGAGCUAAAGGAGAUCAGAGAUCAGCAAGACCUUUUAUUUCGGUUUAUGAACUUCCUGAAACAGGAAGGGGCAGUCCAUGUGCUGCAGUUCUGCCUGACUGUAGAGGAAUUCAAUGACCGAAUUUUGCGACCAGAACUAUCAGAUGCUGAAAAGAUGUCUCUUCAUGAGGAAGUACAGAAAAUUUACAAAACUUACUGUUUGGAUGAAAGCAUUGACAAAAUUAGAUUUGAUCCUUUUAUUGUGGAAGAGAUUCAAAGAAUUGCUGAAGGUCCAUACAUGGAUGUUGUGAAACUUCAAACUAUGAGGUGUCUUUUUGAAGCUUAUGAGCAUGUACUUUCUCUACUUGAGAACGUUUUUACUCCUAUGUUCUGUCACAGUGAUGAGUACUUCAGACACCUUUUAAGAGGAGCAGAGUCACCAACACGCAAUUCAAAGUUUAACAGAAGUAGCCUGAGUUUGGAUGACUUCCGGACCACACAGAAGAGAGGAGAAUCAUUUGGAAUCAGCAGAAUAGGCAACAAAAUAAAAGGUGUAUUCAAGAGUUCUGCGAUGGAAGGCGCUAUGUUGCCUAACUAUAAUUUAAAUGAAGGAGAAGAUGACUUUAUUGAAGAAGGCGUUAUGGUGAUGGAAGAUGAUUCUCCCGAGGAGGCUGUUAGUACCCCAAAUACACCCCGCAACCUUGCUGCAUGGAAAAUUAGUAUCCCAUAUGUAGAUUUUUUUGAUGAUCCCUCCUUGGAAAGAAAAGACAGAAAGGAGAGAAUUCCUGUAUUCUGCAUUGAUGUAGAGAGAAAUGAUAGAAGGGCAGUUGGGCAUGAACCUGAACACUGGUCUGUCUACAGGAGGUAUCUUGAAUUUUAUGUGCUUGAGUCGAAGCUAACGGAAUUUCACGGUACGUUUCCUGAUGCUCAGCUUCCCUCAAAGAGAAUCAUUGGCCCCAAGAACUACGAGUUCUUAAAAUCCAAGAGAGAGGAGUUUCAGGAAUAUCUGCAGAAACUUCUGCAACAUCCAGAACUAAGUAACAGCCAGCUUUUAGCUGACUUCCUUUCCCCUAAUGGAGGAGAGACUCAGUUUCUUGAUAAAAUGUUGCCUGACGUGAAUCUUGGUAAAAUUAUAAAAUCUGUUCCAGGAAAGCUGAUGAAAGAGAAAGGUCAGCAUUUGGAGCCAUUCAUCAUGAAUUUUAUCAACUCCUGUGAAUCUCCCAAGCCUAAACCAAGUAGGCCUGAACUUACCAUUUUGAGUCCCACUUCUGAAAACAACAAGAAGCUUUUCAAUGAUUUAUUCAAGAAUAACGCAAACCGGUCUGAGAAUACAGAAAGACGACAAAAUCAGAACUACUUCAUGGAAAUGAUGACUGUAGAAGGAGUCUAUGACUACUUAAUGUAUGUUGGUAGGGUAGUUUUCCGCAUUCCUGACUGGCUGCAUCAUCUCCUGAUGGGAGGAAGAAUUCUCUUCAAAAAUACAUUGGAACUGUACACUGACUAUUACUUGCAUUAUAAGUUAGAACAGCUAUUUCAGGAGCACCGGUUGGUUUCUCUGAUAACACUGCUAAGAGAUGCCGUGUUCUGUGAGAAUACAGAACCUCGCUCUCUCCAGGAUAAACAGAAGCGAGCAAAGCAGACUUUUGAAGAAAUGAUGAGAUACCUUCCAGAUUUAAUAGGCAAGUGCAUUGGAGAAGAAGCUAAAUACGAAGGCAUCAGACUUCUGUUUGAUGGAAUGCAGCAACCAGUGCUCAACAAACAGUUAACUUAUGUUCUGCUGGACAUUGGGAUUCAAGAACUCUUUCCAGAGCUGAGUAAGGGUCCGAAGGAAGCUAGCUCUGUGUCAUGUUGGAUGUGAAGGCAGGGACCUUGCCGGACACCCAGUAGAAACACCCACUGUGCACUAUUGUAAUGGACAUGUGACAUUUUAACCUUGCAUUGUAUAUUUUAUUGUAAAUAACGUAAAAUUUAAGUUCUAAAAAAUCUCUUUAUGCAAUAAAGACAUCAAAAUUUAAUACCAGUUACAAGUAAAUAAUACAUUUGUACUUCUUAUUUAAAAUUUGUUUUAUUUUUUACCAGUAAAAGUCACUUUCCCAAAAAUCUCUCCAUGUGAAAUUACAGGAUGACAUAAAAUAAGACAGCUGGGAGACAAGCCAAUGUAUGCUUAGCUAAAAGAGCAAUUACUAUUGCCUUCCUUAAAGGAUACGUAGAAAAAUUGUCUGGAGGAAGUUGUAGAAUGCCCCCAUGAAGUUACUUUUAACUGUCUUAACAAAUCUUACUAAUUUUUUUUUAAAACAUAAUUACAUGGUUGAAUCUAUUGUGUACAAAUAAUCUCAGAACUAUCUUUGGCCUUUAUGCUUUCCGUGAGCAUAGAAAAUCAUGUGUGUAAUUCAGUUUAUUUAUUAUCCGAUCUUCAAAUCUAAAGCACUCUUAAAUAAUAAUGGGUGUGAAAAGCGGUUUUGACUUUUACCUUAGCCUUCCUUUUCUGUGAUUUCUUACCUGGGUUUGUCGGGUGUUUUCUGGCAUCCUCUUUAGAGGCUUAGAAAAGAGGAUGUGAGUCUGUUCAUAACAUUUUCUAAAAAUUUAUUAGUAUAAAAAUGUGUGGAAGAUUUCCUGUAAAUCUUAAUUUAUUGGCCCAGCCUUUAUAAAAGAGACUUUGAAAAGGACUUUCGUGCCUGGAUUUUUAACAACUUUUACUCACAGAACAAUACAGAGUUAUUUUAAUAUGCAUUCCUCAGUUUUUCUUUUCAGACAACACCCAUUUUCUCCCUUUACAA